UAAGUCUUGAUCAUGAAGAUUUAAUAGCUGUUCGAAAAAAGCAACAGAGUAAUAUGGAUGAAGAAACCAAAAAAGAGCUUGGUAAAACGGCCACUAAAGCUAUUUUAAAAGAAUUUGUUAAAAAAAAAUAA
Racocetra persica is the source of this 131-nucleotide messenger RNA. NCBI's taxonomy places the organism in Eukaryota, Fungi, Glomeromycota, Glomeromycetes, Diversisporales, Gigasporaceae. The record is from the annotation of a GenBank genome assembly.